This is a messenger RNA of Maudiozyma barnettii, 5334 nucleotides long. RefSeq lists its product as uncharacterized. Gene Ontology annotation, molecular function: biotin binding. Bases 1 to 5334 code for a protein of 1777 amino acids. The record is from RefSeq and is a predicted model, not a curated record. NCBI's taxonomy places the organism in Eukaryota, Fungi, Ascomycota, Saccharomycetes, Saccharomycetales, Saccharomycetaceae. The transcript has a single exon.
AUGAAUGUAAUUUUACUUACAACAAUUACGCUCUUUCUAAGAGCCCAAUUAGUUGCUGGUGGUAUAUUCACUUCCAAAUAUGCCCUUUCCAGUAAAGAACAAGAUCAAAUGGUAGCUGCUAUUACAAACAAAAGAAAUUAUCAUGUUGACACGUCUUCUGUUAGUUGGUUAAAGAAAGCUGCUACAUCUGCAAUUGAUUUGGCUGGUAGUUAUAAGUGUGAUCAAGAAAAUGUAUAUUCGAAUGGCGCUUAUGGUUUUACAGUUUCUAUUGGUUCAAGUGAUAUUGAUGAAGCUGUUUCUGGUUGGUAUGAUGGGGUUCAAUACUAUGAUUAUGCUGAUCCGGAACUUACAGACGAUAAUCGUAAUUUUGUUCAAGUCGUUUGGAAGGAAAGUACUCAAAUUGGUUGCGCCAAAAAGACAUGUGGUACAAACACUGUUUAUAUUUGUCAAUAUUCGUUACCAGGUGCUGUUGCUGAUACAGAACAAUUACUUGCCAAUGUUGGUGACCUACAUGCUCAAACUGCUACUAAUACUGAAACCCAGACUCAUACAGAGGUGACAACAAAUACAGAUACUGUUACUCAAACUCAAGUUACGACAGACACUGAUACUAUUACUCAUACUCAAGUUACAACAGACACUGAUACUGUUACUCAUACUCAAGUUACUACUGACACUGAUACUGUCACAUAUACCCAUGUUACUACUGAUACUCAAACUCAAAACUUCACAGAAACUUCAACAGUCACGGAUACAUUAACUGUUACCUUGGUAUCCACAGAUACCGUGAGUGAAACGAUGACAGAGGCUACAACUGAUACAGUGACGGAAACUUUAUACUCUACAGAAACUCAAAAUCAAAAUCAAACAUUGACCAAAACCGAAACAGAUACAUUUACUUUAUUUUCUACGGAAACGGUCAAUCAAACAAUUACCUUAGUUAGUUCGGCCGUAACUACAGAAACCGCGUACGAAACCAGUUAUAUUAAUCAAACGUUCUCGGAGACUGCAACACACACUGAAACAUAUAAUGUAACCGAAACUUUACAUCAAACUUACACCAUUGUAACAACUGAUACAACAGUUGAAACGCAAGUUGUAACACAGACAUCUCAUGAAACAACAGUUACAACUUCUUCGGUUUUAUUAUUAUCAACUGAGACUUCUGUUACUACAUACACUUUCACUGUUACUACAGAUAAUCAUUACACUGUAACCGAUGUUAGCACAGAUACUAAAACUGAAACAGUUACAGAUGUUACUAGUGUUACAUUUACAGACACAUUGGUAUCUACUAUAACUGAGUUGGUCCCGACUUCAAUUAUCACGUCCACUACAGAGAUUACAACAACUACUGUAUUUGCAACCAUAACCGAUGUUAGUAGUACUGUUAUAAGCGACACUACCACUGUAGUCAUAACAAACACAGUUUCCAACAUGGCAACAAUCACAGAUGUUCAGACCUCAACAGACACUGUUACUGUGACAGAAACAGUUACGGAAACUAUAUAUGGAUCUUCCCAAUCAAGUACCGAUUUAACAUCAUCCCUAAUUUCAACUUCUGAUAGUACUUUAUUGACCGCCACAACUGAUGUAUCGGGUUCGCAAUCCGAUUCUGGGGAUUACUCAACAUACACUACUACAACAAAUGAUAUAACUUUUAGUACUGACGGUUUCACUACGGAUAUUGCUACUACAGCAACAGAUGGUACUAUCUCUGGAACUUCCUUCACUAACACAGAUAAUACUUUUUCUGAAACUGCAACUACUGGCACUGAAAUAUACCCCUCUGGAAUGGCUUCUAGCAAUACAGAUGCUACUUCUACUGAAACAGACGUUGCUAUCACUGUAACUACAACAACUAAUACAGACAUUAUGUCAACAAGUACGGAUGUUGUUACUCAAGGCUCGAGCUCUACAAACACUGGUAUUACUUCCACUAACACAGAUGAUGUUACUUUUGACUCCACUUCCACAGAAAUGAUUACGUCUGGUACUGCUUCUACAAAUACUGGUGAUAUCACUUCAGACUUAACAUUUUCAGGUACAACUACAGAUUUUAUAUCUACAAUUACAGAUGAUAUUACUUCUGGUAUCGUUACUGCCAAUUCUACCUCCACAGAUACAGAAGAUACUACUACAAGUUUCAUUUCAACGGAUAUUGAUGAUACUACUUCUACAAAUACAGAUGACCGCACCUCUGAAACAGUUACUACUAGUUCAACAACAGGAUCCAUUUCUACAAAUUCUAAUGGUAAUAUAUCAGAGAUAACUUCUACAGGAGCGUCUAUCACUAGCAGUGAGUCGACAAAUAUUAAUAACCUUAGUUCAGACUCCAUAAAUACAAGUAUUCUUAGUUCAGACUUCAUUAGCACUGAUAUAGUGACCACAGGUAUUACUUCAGACAUAACUAAUACUGAUUCCACAACAUCGAGUACCAUCUCUUCAAAUUCCGACAGUAAGACCUCAGAUACAACAUAUACAAACCCAACUGUGACUGAGAGUACAUUGACACACACAAAUGAUCUUAGUUCAGAUCUUACUAAUAGCGGUCUAACCACUAUAGGUACUGCUUCAGACUUGACUAACACUGGAACAAUUACCACCAGUACUAUUUCUGUAAACACAGAUGAUGUAACUUCGGAUCUAACUACUACAGGUGUAACAACUACUGAUAUUACCUUUGAUCCAACUACCACAGGUACUGCAAUUACAAGCACAAAUGAUGCUACUUCUAGCUCAACAAUCAGUGCAUCUACUACUGGUGAUCCCAAUUCAACUAAGCCUGGUUCAACAAAUACAGAUGUUACUUUAACCAAUACCGAGGAUGUUACUUCUGGUUCGACUUCGACAGAUUCAACAAUUAUUAUUACCAGUGAUACUACUUCAACUAUAAUAGGUACAAUCACUACGACUACUGGUAUUUCUACGUCAGAUUCAGAUGCUUCUGGUGAAACUACUCAAACUAUUUCUGGUUCAGCUACUACUGAUGCAACUUCUUCAACUGAUACUGCAUCUGGUACAACUGGUACUGAUACAACUGGUAAUAUUUCAACUGGUACUGGUACAACUGGUACUGACACAACUGGUAAUAUUUCAACUGGUACUGACACAACUGGUACUGGUACAACUGGUACUGGUACAACUGGUACUGGUACAACUGGUACUGGUACAACUGGUACUGGUACAACUGGUACUAGUACAACUGGUACUGGUACAACUGGUACUGGUACAACUGGUACUGGUACAACUGGUACUGGUACAACUGGUACUGGUACAACUGGUACUGGUACAACUGGUACUGGUACAACUGGUACUGGUACAACUGGUACUGGUACAACUGGUACUGGUACAACUGGUACUGGUACAACUGGUACUGGUACAACUGGUACUGGUACAACUGGUACUGGUACAACUGGUACUGGUACAACUGGUACUGGUACAACUGGUACUGGUACAACUGGUACUGGUACAACUGGUACUGGUACAACUGGUACUGGUACAACUGGUACUGGUACAACUGGUACUGGUACAACUGGUACUGGUACAACUGGUACUGGUACAACUGGUACUGGUACAACUGGUACUGGUACAACUGGUACUGGUACAACUGGUACUGGUACAACUGGUACUGGUACAACUGGUACUGGUACAACUGGUACUGGUACAACUGGUACUGGUACAACUGGUACUGGUACAACUGGUACUGGUACAACUGGUACUGGUACAACUGGUACUGGUACAACUGGUACUGGUACAACUGGUACUGGUACAACUGGUACUGGUACAACUGGUACUGGUACAACUGGUACUGGUACAACUGGUACUGGUACAACUGGUACUGGUACAACUGGUACUGGUACAACUGGUACUGGUACAACUGGUACUGGUACAACUGGUACUGGUACAACUGGUACUGGUACAACUGGUACUGGUACAACUGGUACUGGUACAACUGGUACUGGUACAACUGGUACUGGUACAACUGGUACUAGUACAACUGGUACUGAUGCAACUGGUAAUAUUUCAACUGGUACUGACACAACUGGUAAUACUUCAACUGGUACUAGUACAACUGGUACUGGUACAACUGGUACUGACACAACUGGUACUGGUACAACUGGUACUGGUACUGGUACAACUGGUACUGGUACAACUGGUAAUGUUUCAACUGGUACUGAUACAACUGGUACUGGUACAACUGGUACUAGUACAACUGGUACUGGUACAACUGGUACUGAAACAACUGGUACUGAAACAACUGGUACUGGUACAACUGGUACUGGUACAACUGGUAAUGUUUCAACUGGUAAUAUUUCAACUGGUACUGGUACAACUGGUAAUACUUCAACUGGUACUAGUACAACUGGUACUGGUACAACUGGUAAUAUUUCAACUGGUACUGGUACAACUGGUAAUAUUUCAACUGGUACUGGUACAACUACUACUGAUACAGCUGGUACUGAUAUUAUUUCUACAAGUACAGAUGGUAUUACUACGGGUACUGAUAUGGAGGGUACAGGUUCCACUUAUAUCGAUGGUACUGCAAUUUCCACAUCUGAGAUCUCAACUGACUUUUCUAAAACGUAUAUUGGCACAAGUGAUACUGUCGUAUCCACUGAAACUGGGUCGAUUACGAUUGACAGGAGUAUCACAGAUACAAAUUCCCAAAUAUUUACCACUACAGAUAUGGAAGCUACGAUAACAACUGGUGCUACUGAUAGUGUUACACUUACUCAAAGUUCAUCCAAUAUGUUGUCGUCUAGUCUGGAUGCCAUUGGGAGGGACUCUAUAACAUCUUCUAAUUCCACAUAUUCCACUAAAUCUUCCACGUCCAAAUUCGGUACUUCUACGAACACAGGUUCAACAUUUGUUCCUGGCAGUGACAAAGACCUGACCGAUAAUGACAAAAACGGUAACAAUUUUGGUGGAAAUAUAUCUGAUGAUCAAGUGAAUGACAACAGCAAUGAUGAUAAUUCAGAUAAUCUUGAACCAAAGCAGGUGGAUAGUAAGGCUGAAGAUUCAGAUAAACAUAUUUCCUUUGAUCUUUCAGAAACAAAUCUAGAAGAUAAUGAUGGUGCAAAAACCUCUGCUCAAAUUUACACAACGAUAUCAGCUUCUACAACAGUGCUAGAUAAUGGUAUUACGUAUACUGGGAGUCCUGGAAAAGGUGAUGACUUUGAAGAUUUGGCAUCGAUAACAAAUGAUAACUCUGAAGUAGAUGAAAACUAUUAUAAUUCCAUUGAUGAUUAUGGAAACGGUGGUAACAUAAAAUCCAUAAAUACAUGGUAUUCAUAUUUCAUAGUUUUGACAUUGAUCCUACUGCUAAUAUAG